Halichondria panicea is the source of this 868-nucleotide messenger RNA. RefSeq lists its product as uncharacterized. Lineage: Eukaryota; Metazoa; Porifera; Demospongiae; Suberitida; Halichondriidae. The transcript is spliced from 3 exons. The record is from RefSeq and is a predicted model, not a curated record. The coding region runs from base 1 to 717 and encodes 238 amino acids.
AUGACAACUACAACAUACGUAGCUGACAGCGGUAUUGCCUUGUCAUCAACUUACAAUGUAAUCCGUGAAGAGAACUUACAUGACAGAGGUAAAUCACCGUAUGAUGUAAUCCUCACUGAGGACCUUUCCGAUAUCGGUAGUGGAGUGUAUGACGUAGCACGUAAGGAGAACAUGAAUGACUCAGCAGACGCCACACGAUCUCCUUACGUUGUGGUCAGUAGCGAGUACUUACCGCCACCUGGCUACGAAUCAGUCAUGGCUAAAACGUCACCCAUUUCACUAUUACCCCCUCCUAUGAUCCGAGAGAGCAGUGAAGCUCCGUCUCUUCCUGCCCCAUACAACUCCGGAGUGGAUACUCUUUUAGAGAGUGUCGUUAACAGGUCGGUUCAGAAUGAAAUUGUGGUAACAAAGGACGAAUCAAGGCAAGGAGAUGUAUUUUCAAAUGAGAAAUGUGCGGAUAAGACAAAAGACGAUACUGAUGACGACGGACAAGAGGAAAAGGUUGUUGUUGAGCAUCCGUAUGUGAUGGUCAAAGCAGAGCCAGGUGCCAACUCAGAUGAUCCCACGAGGGUCGUGUACGCUCAGGUGAACAAGAAGAAACAGAAGCUUGUCUGUCUUACUGGGUCAGCUGCAGCUGGUAUUGCAGAGCCAAUCAGCAUGCUUCUGUGGAUUCUUGUGACCGUAUUCAGCCCACUGCAAGUACAUAGCCCUAGCUGAACAAUCUGUCAUCAUGAUUGUAAUCAAAUUUUUCAACUUCCCCUCACUGGAUGCAAUAGCCCCUGUAAACCGUGUAUUUUUUCUAUAGCUAUUGUUUCAUAAUUUUACUCGUUUGUGUGAAUUUGCAUUGCUUUCUUGUAAAAUCAAUAAC